Messenger RNA from Bubalus bubalis (water buffalo), 3917 nucleotides. It is a transcript of the gene RASA3, whose product is annotated as RAS p21 protein activator 3. The record is from RefSeq and is a predicted model, not a curated record. Lineage: Eukaryota; Metazoa; Chordata; Mammalia; Artiodactyla; Bovidae. Gene Ontology annotation, biological process: regulation of GTPase activity; intracellular signal transduction; negative regulation of Ras protein signal transduction. The coding region runs from base 98 to 2602 and encodes 834 amino acids. The transcript has 24 exons. Gene Ontology annotation, molecular function: GTPase activator activity.
GCGGGCGCGGGGUCUAGCCCGGAGCGCGGGGACUGCGCCGCCGCUCGGGCUCCGGCUGCUCCGCGGGACUCGGCUCGCGGAUCCCGGCGGACCCAGCAUGGCGGUGGAGGAAGAGGGGCUCCGGGUCUUCCAGAGCGUGAAGAUCAAGAUCGGUGAAGCCAAAAAUCUUCCCACAUACCCGGGGCCAAACAAGAUGCGUGAUUGUUACUGCACAGUGAACCUCGACCAGGAGGAGGUUUUCAGGACCAAAGUCGUGGAGAAAUCACUCUGCCCUUUCUAUGGAGAGGACUUCUACUGCGAGAUUCCGCGGAGUUUCCGUCACCUGUCCUUUUACAUUUUUGAUCGAGAUGUUUUCCGGAGGGAUUCCAUCAUAGGAAAGGUGGCCAUCCAGAAGGAAGACCUGCAGAAGUACCACAACAGGGACACGUGGUUCCAGCUGCAGCACGUGGAUGCUGACUCCGAAGUGCAGGGCAAGGUCCACCUGGAGCUGAGGCUGAGUGAGGUCAUCACCGAUUCCGGUGUUGUCUGCCACAAACUGGCCACGCGCAUCCUCGAGUGCCAGGGCCUCCCCAUUGUGAACGGGCAGUGUGACCCCUACGCCACCGUGACCCUGGCGGGACCGUGCAGGUCAGAAGCGAAGAAGACGAAGGUGAAGAAGAAGACCAACAACCCCCAGUUUGACGAAGUGUUUUAUUUUGAGGUGACCAGGCCCUGCAGCUACAGCCGCAAGUCCCACUUCGACUUCGAGGACGAGGAUGUGGACAAACUGGAAAUCCGGGUGGACCUGUGGAACGCCAGCAACCUGAAGUUCGGGGACGAGUUCCUGGGGGAGCUGAGGGUCCCGCUGAAGGUGCUGCGGCAGUCCAGCCCCCACGAAGCCUGGUACUUCCUUCAGCCUCGGGACAACGGCAGCAAGAGCUUGAAGCCAGGGGAUCUGGGCUCCCUGCGCUUGAAUGUGGUCUACACGGAAGACCAUGUUUUCUCCUCCGACUACUACAGCCCCCUGAGGGAACUGCUGCUGAAGUCGGCGGAUGUGGAGCCUGUCUCCGCAUCGGCGGCCCACAUCCUGGGCGAGGUCUGCAGGGAGAAGCAGGAGGCGGCCAUCCCGCUGGUGCGGCUCUUCCUGCAUUACGGCCGGGUGGUGCCCUUCAUCAGUGCCAUCGCCAGCGCCGAGGUCCGCAGGACCCAGGACCCCAAUACAAUCUUCCGAGGGAACUCGCUGACAUCCAAGUGCAUCGAUGAGACGAUGAAGCUGGCAGGCAUGCAGUACCUACACGUCACCCUGAAACCCACCAUAGAGGAGAUUUGCCAGAGUCAUAAGUCCUGUGAGAUCGACCCCGUGAGGCUGAAGGACGGCGAGAGCCUGGAGAGCAACAUGGAGAACCUGCGGCAGUUUGUGGACCGCGUGUUCAGCGUCAUCACCAAAUCGGGGGUGAGCUGCCCCACCGUCAUGUGUGACAUCUUCUUCUCCCUGCGGGAGGCGGCCGCCAAGCGCUUCCAGGAUGACUUGGACGUGCGGUACACAGCUGUGAGCAGCUUCAUUUUCCUGCGGUUCUUCGCUCCAGCCAUCCUGUCCCCCAACCUCUUCCAGCUCACGCCCCACCACACGGACCCACAGACGUCGAGGACGCUGACCCUUGUUUCGAAGACCAUUCAGACUCUAGGCAGUCUGUCCAAGUCCAAGUCUGCCAGUUUUAAGGAGUCCUACAUGGCUGCAUUCUACGAAUUUUUCAACGAGCAGAAGUACGCUGACGCGGUGAAAAACUUCCUGGAUUUGAUCUCAUCCUCCGGGAGGAGAGACCCCAAGAGCGUGCAGCAGCCCAUCCUGCUUAAGGAAGGGUUCAUGAUUAAGAGGGCACAAGGGAGAAAACGAUUUGGGAUGAAGAAUUUUAAGAAAAGAUGGUUCCGCCUGACAAACCAUGAAUUUACCUACCAGAAAAGCAAAGGGGACCCGCCUCUCUGCAGUAUCCCCCUCGAGAACAUCCUGGCCGUGGAGGCGCUGGAGGAGGAGUCCUUCAAGAUGAAGAACAUGUUCCAGGUCAUCCAGCCCGAGCGGGCGCUGUACAUCCAGGCCAACAACUGCGUGGAGGCCAAGGCCUGGAUCGACGUCCUUACCAAGGUUAGCCAGUGCAACCAGAAGCGGCUGGCCGUCUACCACCCGUCCGCCUACCUGAACGGCCACUGGCUGUGCUGCAGGGCCUCCUCGGACACGGCCGCGGGCUGCUCCCCCUGCACCGGCGGCCUCCCAGCAAACAUCCAGCUGGACAUCGAUGGGGACCGUGAGACCGAGCGCAUCUACUCCCUCUUCAGCUCAUACAUGAGCAAACUCGAGAAGAUGCAAGAGGCCUGUGGAAGCAGAUCCGUGUAUGACGGGCCAGAGCAGGAGGAGUACUCCACAUUCAUCAUCGACGACCCCCAGGAGACCUACAAGACGCUGAAGCAGGUCCUCGACGGGGUCGGGGCCCUGGAGCAGGAGCAUGCCCAGUACAAAAGGGACAAGUUCAGGAGGACCAAGUACGGAAGCCAGGAGCACCCCAUUGGAGACAAGAGCUUCCAGAGCUACAUCAGGCAGCAGUCUGAGACCCCUGCCCAUUCCAUGUGAAGCCUCUGCACAAGCUCUCCCAGGAUGGCGGCCUGAGCUGCACCAGAAGAGCCGUGCUGGGGGAGGAGAGAACCAGACCAGAGGGCAGCUCGUCGGACCUCCAGCUCACGAACUCCUGAGGCUCCCGGGCCACCUCCGGGCGGCCGUGCACUUGGUCACGUUGGUGGCAGAUGAGCUGGCCCUCCCGGAACACGGUGCUGGCAACACCACAGCCUGCAAGGCACGUGCCCUUGUCACACGCACGUUUGUCUCUACGGCUAAGGCUCUGCUUCACCUGAGCGGGGACGUCCUGAGCAUUACUCUCCUGUGAGCCUGCUGUCCGGGCGGCCACCAGCACAAGGCCUCCGGUUUCAGCCUUGACGUUGGUGUUACCCCUGGCCGGAGGGUCAGAGCCACACGGAGAUCCCGGCUGGAGGAUGGCCUCGAUCUUCGGGGGCAGGGGUCCUCUUGCAGAGAUUUCCUCGGGGUCCCAGCCUUCAUUCCCUCCGUGCUGCUGAAAUGCGUCCACCCCGCUGCCACAUCAAGGAAAGCUGCGUUUGCUGUCAGUGGGGCUUAAAGUAGAAUGCCACCCUGGUGGGAGUUUGGGGAAGUUUGCAAAAAUGGAAAUGUGCAUUAUUUUCAAGCUGUUUUUCUUAAUGUUUUUAAAGAACCAUUUUAAAUUAGCUUUUUGAUAUAAAGUGUUAAUAACUUGGAACAUCCAAGCCUCUACCAUUCAAGGGAGGUGCCACCUUAGGACAAAAAGGGAAUGGGGGUGUCUCAUGGGGGACAAAGCCUCAACACAAGGCCUCCAGUUUCAGCCUUGACAUUGGUAUCACCCCUGGUCGGAGGGUCAGAACCACACGGAGAUCCCAGUUUGAAGACAGCCUCGGUCUUUGGGGGCAGGGGUCCUUUUGCAGAGAUUUGGUGACAAAAAAGGGAAUGGGCGUGUCUCAUGUCAGCGAGUCAAGUCCCCAAGAGAAAAGGGAGGGGGAGCCACUGGGCCAGCGCUGGGUGGCCUCGGGAACAGACACCUGGCCUGGGCAGAGCUGCUGCCUCUGAUGCCCUGAGGUCAGCCAGGCUGAGCCUGAAUUUGGAAAGCCCCAUUAGGACCCCUAGCACCCGGUACCCUGUGCCUGGAGAUCCAGAUGGCAGAUAGAAAUGUUACCAGUUGUCACAAAUGGUGAAAGAAAAUGUUGCAAAAAAGAAACUUGCAUCACACAACUAUUAGGCUGCUCCAAACAGCAAUUUUUAACAUGAAUUUGUAACUUAAUGUUUCUAAGAUACUAAUGAUGUGCGAUGUAUUUUACUGGCUAAUUAAAACAGACCUUUUAUUCUU